CCCCACCCCCCAGCCUCUCAAAUCUGCAAGUUCGGUCCAAUAAAUUGUGACAUUGUCUGUCAGCUUUUGGAAUAAGAAAUCGAUACCCGAGGAGGGGGGACGGCGGGAUUCUUCCGGAAUUUCAACGAUCCAUUUGCCCGCGAUCCUUAUAAAUAUGCGAGUCGGCUGGAUCGGGUGGGUUCGGUCCUGCUUCCACGCGUUUGUGGCUGGAGCGGCGCUUGAUAGUGACUGAUUAUUGCCGGCGAUUUUGUCAAUGCAAGACUCGGGGCGGAAACAUGUCUGGCCACUUCUCUGAGCGGAUCACUGCUAUCAGAGAUGGCAUUCUGGUCCAGCACUUCGGUCUUCACCUCUAAAGUGCCCCGGAAAAUCUUAUUCAUGUUCACCCUGUCCCUCUCCGUCACCUACCUGUUCUACAGCCUGAUGAGCUGCUACAACUCGCUGCAGUUCCCGCUGCAGGAGAACUACGCGUACCAAGGCCGGCUGGUGACGGAGGAGGCAACUUUCGCGACACUGCGGGAGAAACUUUACUCCGCGUCCCAGGGCUUCGCCGAGUUCACCGGCGCCGGGGGCACCACCACCGCGGCGUCCGCCGCCCGGGAGCGUGGCGAGGCCGGGCCGGGGACGGUGGAGUGGACUAGGACGCAGGCGUCUCCGACCAGGGCGGCGGCGGCGGCGGCGGCGGCGGAUCGCACCACCGCGCUGGAGAGGGAGCGCCAGGAAUUCAGCACCACGGACAGCGACCUGAGGGCGAACUGCACCUCGGAUUACGGCGAGAAGAAACUCCCCCAGGCCAUCAUCAUCGGGGUGAAGAAAGGGGGCACCCGGGCGCUGCUGGAGGCUCUCCGGGUGCACCCGGACGUCAGAGCCGUGGGCAACGAGCCGCACUUCUUCGACAGGAACUACGAGAAGGGGCUGGACUGGUACAGAGACCUGAUGCCUUCCACGCUGGAGGGGCAGAUCACCAUGGAGAAGACACCCAGCUACUUUGUGACUAACCAUGCCCCGAAGCGCAUCCACUCCAUGGCCAGGGAUAUCAAGCUUAUCAUAGUGGUGCGUAAUCCCGUCACCAGAGCCAUCUCGGACUACACGCAGACUUUGUCCAAGAAACCCGAGAUCCCCACCUUUGAGGUUCUGGCUUUUAAGAACCGGACGCUGGGUCUCAUUGACGCCUCGUGGAGCGCCUUGCGUAUCGGAAUAUAUGCGCUCCACCUGGAGAGCUGGAUGCAGUAUUUCCCCCUCUCCCAAAUGCACUUUGUCAGCGGCGAGAGGCUGAUUGUGGACCCCGCGGGGGAGAUGGCCAAAGUGCAAGACUUCCUGGGACUGAAGCGGAUCGUCACAGACAAACACUUUUACUUCAAUAAGACUAAAGGGUUUCCCUGCCUGAAGAAGCCGGAGGACAGCAGCACCCCCAGGUGCCUUGGCAAGUCCAAAGGGAGAACUCACCCUACCAUUGACUCGGACGUGAUUCGCCGGCUGCACAAGUUCUACAAACCCUUUAACAUGAUGUUCUACCAAAUGACCGGCCAGAACUUUGAAUGGGAGCUGGAGGACGACAGUGAAUCCCGCAGCUCUCAGGACUAGUGGACCGCGGGACGGCACUGCGCCGCCACACCACCAGCCUUCUCACUAAAACUACUACUGUCCCGCUUCGUCUCCAGAGAGGGUGCCAGAGCACGCCAAUCCGUCAUGGCUGUCCUUGCGUCUGUCUGUACCCAUUAGCAAGAGUUUACUGACAUGCUUUCUCUCCCUCUCUCUCUCCCCGUCAAUACUAAUGUUCAUGAUGGAAAACCAUUAUUGUACAUACCAAACAUAAAAUAUAUUUAUAUUUGUGAAAAAGGAGAUGAUUUAUUCCUUUUUGUUUUCAAAGCUUAGAGCUGAUACAAAAAUCAAAAUCAUGUUGACUAUGGCAAUGCAUGCGAUGAGUUAAGUGUCCUUACCUCAUGAGACCCAAGGGUAAACUCUGCCUGUUUCUUCUCCCUUUACUUUCCUUGCCGUUUCUUGCCCUCACACCCACUCACCAGCAUUCACUACAAAGAAGAUUCUAUUUCAGUGGCGAAGGCCACAAAGCGCUUUGUAUUAUUUCUUUCGACGCUUGUCCAACUGCUUCAGAAGAGGGGAAGAUAGAUUGAAAAGAAAAAUCACGGACACAUAGUGGAAUAGUACUUCGACACGUGCCCAUCUUUUCAGUUGUCCAUAUUCUGAGUGACAAUCCUGACUCCUCUUUUUUUUUUUGGUGUGUCAGUCCAAGUUUACCAAAGUGUUAAUCUACUCAGCUUCAGUGUUCCGUUUGCUCUGCACUCAUUAAUUGCACACAUAUUCAAUAAGAGAGCUGAUGAACAGUGGCCGUCAUCCAAUAAUUGGAUUGUUUCACUGCAUCGUCGGACAUUAGCAUACUGAUGACCACGCACUCAGUUGUGGUGCAGUAUCAGUGGUUUUGGCAUAAUUUGACAAGUGAAUCCAUGUUCUGCAAAACACCCAAGGGUCCGCUGUGCAUCCCCGACAGAGGCGGCUUCCUGCUACCGAAAUGCACCCAAAGUGUCCGUUAACUCUCGCCGGACUUUCUUUUGUUUUCCUUCUUCUUUUUGCCUCGUGAACCCUCCGCUUGUCGAGGCGACACGUGUCAAUUGGGGGCUUGGAGAGCGACGGCAGAGGACCGAGCAGGGAGAUUUGUUCGCAAACAUCUGCUGCCAUGUGGUCUUCUGUCAUUAGAGAUUAAUGGCGUGUUAAAUAAAAAGCGCUGCUGCUGGAACAAUGUCAAUGUCAGAGAGAAUUUGCUGUCGCGGAAAAAACACCAAAACACAUACAUGCCCAGGUAAAUUACCAAGCAAUUACUGUGUGUGCGUAACUUGAAUGAGCUCAUGUCUGCCAGGGAAAUGUGCUGUGACCGGAGGUUUACUAUCAAAAAGGCUUGUGAUCAGCGGGACCCACGUGGGUAGAUGCUUGUGACGAAGACAACAGGGUUGCGCCGUGAACAUCACAACAUGACCCCGUGAUCAUUUCCUUCUUUU
Scophthalmus maximus (turbot) is the source of this 3008-nucleotide messenger RNA. It is a transcript of the gene hs3st4, whose product is annotated as heparan sulfate (glucosamine) 3-O-sulfotransferase 4. Bases 316 to 1581 code for a protein of 421 amino acids. Gene Ontology annotation, molecular function: [heparan sulfate]-glucosamine 3-sulfotransferase activity. The record is from RefSeq and is a predicted model, not a curated record. The transcript is spliced from 2 exons. NCBI's taxonomy places the organism in Eukaryota, Metazoa, Chordata, Actinopteri, Pleuronectiformes, Scophthalmidae.